UUGGGAGUGGCUUCGCUCGCAUGGGUCCAACCCCCUAAAAACAAAACAUCUGCACUUGCAGAUCACACUCCCGAGAUUACGGAAAAAUCCCGGUCUCAGCGUUAAAAAAAAAUGUUAAACUCAACAUCCGAAAGAAGGGGUUUCAUUGAGGUUUAGCAAUCCGCAAGAUCUACUCUGCGGGAUUGAUCCGAGAGGAAGCGGAAUAUCCUCACUGGCAACGCGACGCACAGGAGCGGACUCCAUAAAGAAACGGUCACACGCUCGUCCGUGAUUGAGUCGGAGGGGGAGUUUCUUUUCUCUCUGUAGAAGAAGGGCUGCUUCUUUACAACAUGGGACAGGGAGGAGAGGACUGAACCAGGUGUUUAAGCUUCUGGAGCAGUGUUUGAGGUUUCCCAUUCGAAGGCUGAAACUGGCAAACAUGGAGGCUUCAACCAUACUGCCUACCCUGAAGAAAAAGUUGGCCUUUCUGUCAGGGGGCAAGGACAGACGCAGCGGCCUCAUCCUGACCAUCCCGCUGUGCACGGAGCAGACCAGCAUGGAGGAGCUCAGCACCACCCUCGACUACUUGCUCAGCAUCCCCAGCGAGAAGUGCAAGGCCAGAGGAUUCACUGUGAUAGUGGACGGGAGGAAGUCCCAGUGGAACGUGGUGAAGACCGUGGUCCUGAUGCUGCAGAAUGUAAUACCAGCGGAGGUGUCCCUUGUGUGUGUGGUCAAACCGGAUGAGUUCUGGGAUAAGAAGGUCACCCACUUCUGCUUCUGGAAAGAGAAGGACAGGCUGGGCUUUGAAGUUAUUCUUGUCUCUGCCAAUAAACUUACACGGUACAUUGAGCCUUGUCAGCUGACAGAUGAGUUUGGAGGAAGUCUUGUCUAUGAUCACAUGGACUGGCUGAACAAAAGACUGGUGUUUGAGAAAUUCACCAAGGAGUCCACCUCCCUCCUGGAUGAGUUGGCCGUCAUCAACGAGAACGAGAAAGGAACUCAGCCGGACAAAGACCGGCCUGCAGAAUGUAACUUCCUGCCCUCGUUUGACCCUGAGACAGUCCUUCAGAAUGGACACGAGCUGCUAUCUGAGCUGCAGCAGCGGCGGUUUAACGGCUCAGAGGGGGGUACGGCCUGGUCCCCGAUGGACGACGAGCUGCUGGCCCAGCCGCAGGUGAUGAAGCUGCUGGACUCCCUGAGGGAGCAGUACACCAGGUACCAGGAGGUGUGCAGGCAGCGCAGCAAGCGCACGCAGCUGGAGGAGAUCCACACCAAGGUCAUGCAGGUGGUGAAUUGGCUGGAGGGGCCCGGCACGGAGCAGCUCCGCACGCAGUGGGGGAUCGGAGACUCCAUCAGGGCAUCCCAGGCGCUGCAGCAGAAACACGAGGAGAUCGAGAGCCAGCACAGCGAGUGGUUUGCGGUGUACGUGGAGCUGAACCAGCAGAUCGCGGCCCUCCUGAGCGCGGGGGACGAGGAGGACCUGGUGGAGCUGAAGGGUCUGCAGCAGCAGCUGAGUGACGUGUGCUACAGGCAGGCCAGCCAGCUGGAGUUCAGACAGAACGUGCUGCAGUCUGCCCACGACUUCCACGGCACCGCCCAGGACCUGUCCCAGCAGCUGGACGGCCUACUGGGCAUGCUCUGUGCGGACGUGGCCCCGGCCGACGGAGCCGCCAUCCAGCAGACGCUGAAGCACCUGGAGGAGAAGCUCAAGUGUGUGGAGGGAACUCUACAAGGGCUGAGGGAGAAAGGACAGGUUCUGCUGGAGCAAAUCUCCACUCAGACGUCCUGGUCGUACGGGAAGGACUUGACUAUCGAAAACAAAGAGAAUAUCGAUCACAUCCAAAGCGUCAUGGAAGACAUGCAGCUGCGGAAACAAAGGUGUGAGGACAUGGUGGAUGUGAGGAGGCUGAAGAUGCUGCAGAUGGUCCAGCUUUUUAAGUGUGAGGAGGACGCAGUGCAGGCUGUGGAGUGGCUGGGUGAGCUUCUGGAUGCUCUUCUGAAGACUCACGUCAGGCUAGGAGACGACGCACAAGAAUCCAAAAUCCUGCUGGAGAAACACAAAAAGUUUGUGGACGUGGCACAGAGCACCUACGACUAUGGCCGGCAGCUGCUGCAGGCCACGGUGGUGCUGUGCCAGUCGCUGCGCUGCACCACCCGCUCCUCCGGAGACACCCUGCCCCGCCUCAACCGCGUCUGGAAGCAGUUCAGCGUCACCUCCGAGGAGAGGGUGCAGAGGCUGGAGAUGGCAGGCGUCUUCCACACUGCUGCCGAGAAGGUCCUGAAGGAGAACCAGGAGCAGGGCGAUGUGGGCGUGGACUUUGAGGCGUACCAGGAGGUGGAGGCAGUCGGGAGGUCUCUGCUGGACAGACUAACAGUGCCUGUUGUUUUCCCUGAUGGGAGUGAGCAGUACUUUGGCAGCCCCAGUGACAUGGCCUCGUCAGCCAAACACAUCAGGGACAAAAUUAAGCUGGUGGAGGUGAAGAGGAUGCAGCAGGAAGUGGCGGAGCAGCAGGAGGAAGCGGAGCUCGAGACGGGCUCCCAGGACAGCUAAUGUCGUCUCUCUGCCGCCCCGCUACAGAGGAGCCAGAGAACUCCCUAAAAUACAGCACCGCGCCUGCCGCAAGUCCCAGCGCCCAACGCAGCCUGACCCUCGCAGGGGGUCGUUAGGUCCCUUCCAUCUCAGUUGUGCUCCACCUUGCCAAGCCAUAUUAACAUACUCCUGCUCAGCUACGGAGGGCUGCCCUGCUCCUGCUACCUUGCGUAUAGGGAAGUGAGACUGAACGAUUGCACUCAAGCGUUUCCUCCAAAGCUUUACUUCACCUGUCACCUGUCCUCAGCAGACAGGUGACCUCAGCGCCAGAGGUGUUUGUAGAGGUGUAGAAUGUAGAGAGAGCACCAUCUGUCCUUUUUUUCAUAUUUUGUGGUGCUGUAGAAUUCCUAGGCCUUAGGUGAACUUCCUGUUUGUAGACAGUAAGCAAUGUAUUUUACAUUUGCUUUUGUUAAUUUGAUUUUUUUAAUACCUUCAGAGGUUGCUGCGUCUUUAUUGUGGCAAUACGCAAAGCUAUCCCGAAGGCCUUUUAUACAAGCGCAAACUGCCUAACCCACCGUUUUAGAUAUACAAGGACUCUACAUUGUGCAGGUAUGUAAACCAUCUUAUAAAAACGUUCAGAUUACUGUGAUAAUUGUGCACCACAAAGGUACAAUAUAAACGCU
Molecule: messenger RNA, 3192 nt
Organism: Megalops cyprinoides (Indo-Pacific tarpon)
Lineage: Eukaryota; Metazoa; Chordata; Actinopteri; Elopiformes; Megalopidae
Product: SEC14 domain and spectrin repeat-containing protein 1
Exons: 20
Coding region: 419-2530 (703 amino acids)
Source: RefSeq, a predicted model, not a curated record